Molecule: messenger RNA, 1574 nt
Organism: Pelobates fuscus (common spadefoot toad)
Lineage: Eukaryota; Metazoa; Chordata; Amphibia; Anura; Pelobatidae
Gene: ANKRA2
Product: ankyrin repeat family A member 2
Exons: 9
Coding region: 178-1116 (312 amino acids)
Biological process (GO): regulation of gene expression
Cellular component (GO): nucleus
Molecular function (GO): protein binding
Source: RefSeq, a predicted model, not a curated record
CGUGGCUUCCGGGUUGUGGCGCGGCGCGAUGACGCAAGCGGGAGUGACGUCACCACAAGGCAAAAACAAUAGAAGACAGCUGAGGAUCUUCCCCACAAGAACGUGUCGGUGCUUGAGAAAGUUCUGUACAGAAUUAAAAGGAAGUAUUAAAAUGCAAUAAAUAUAUGCAAGUGUAUCAUGUCGUCCCUUGGUAAUCUUGAGAGCUCUUCGGAGCUCUCUGGUGAAGAAUGUGUCAGUUUUUGUUUAUCCAGCAUGCCUGAUAUCAAAGUGGAGCAUGUGAUGGAUGCAAACCCUGAAGAAGGAACAGCUCAGGGCGUUGCGAUGGGAAUGAAAUUCAUCUUGCCCAACCGAUUUGACAUGAAUGUCUGCUCUCGAUUUGUUAAGUCCUUGAAUGAAGAAGAUAGCAAAAAUAUUCAAGAUCAAGUGAACUCUGAUUUAGAAGUAGCAUCCGUCCUAUUUAAAGCUGAAUGCAACAUCCACACAUCUCCUUCACCUGGGAUUCAAGUCAGACAUGUUUACACACCGUCCACAACCAAACAUUUUUCUCCAAUCAAACAAUCAACCACUCUGACAAACAAACACAGAGGCAAUGAGGUAUCCACUACACCCCUACUGGUAAACUCACUUUCAGUCCAUCAGCUGGCAGCCCAAGGGGAAAUGGUUUACUUAGCAAGUCGUCUGGAACAAGAAAACGUGAUUAACCUCACUGAUGAAGAAGGUUUCACUCCACUCAUGUGGGCCGCAGCCCAUGGACAGAUAGCCGUCGUAGAGUUCCUCCUUCAAAAUGGUGCAGACCCCCAGGUACUUGGAAAGGGUCGGGAAAGUGCUCUCUCCUUGGCGUGCAGCAAGGGCUAUACAGAUAUAGUGAAAAUGCUGGUGGAGUGCGGUGUGGAUGUCAAUGAAUAUGACUGGAAUGGAGGCACACCACUUCUUUAUGCCGUUCAUGGAAACCAUGUGAAAUGCGUCAAAAUCCUCCUAGAAAAUGGUGCAGAUCCAACCAUUGAGACUGACUCUGGAUACAAUUCUAUGGACUUGUCCGUAGCUCUUGGCCACAGAAGUGUUCAGCAAGUGAUUGAGACUCAUCUGUUGCAGCUUCUUCAGAGUAUCAAAGAAUAACUGACUUUUAUACAUUUCAAAAACUAUGAUGGUACAGUUUGUGUUGUACAGUGUCACAUUUGUGAGCACAUUUUUCUACUUAACACAAUACCCAAAAUAGUCCCAUUUUCGCAGGUUGUUCUUCAUCAAAAAGGUACAAACAGUUCCAAAUUCCUGUCUGUGAUCGGUUUCUAGUUUGUCAUAGAAAAUUGUGACUGUGAUUUAAAGGCUAUAUGUGGACUAUAACUCCGACAGAUGUACAUUGACCACCAGUUACACUGCCUGAAUGUUCCAUUUAAUGUGGAUUGUACUGUGUAGAGAUCAGUGAUCAAAGAUACACAUAUAUAUAUAAGCAGACAAUGUUAUUUCAUACAUUGUUUUACAUUUUUGUGUUUUCAUUUGGUUUAUUCACUAAAUGGUUAGCUGUCUUGCAAAUUGCAAAAAUUUAGACCAAAGUCACGUGAAAAAAAAAGUUGGCA